AUGCGGUCAGAGCUUCUUCUCGAUUUCGCAACGUGCGAGGUGGUCAAUUUUGACGAGAACGCUGCGGCAAUCGCUGAAAUGGUUUCCAAGUUCUAUGGACGGAAUAAGAAGGAGGCUUUGCUGCCGGAUUAUGAGUAUGUGAUUAAUAAGGAUGUUGUGUAUGUUGGCAGAUUCUAUCAUUUUACGUUGAAGGAUAGUCUGGUUAGCGAGGGGGAGAAUGAUAAGGAGGUUCUUACUAUUACUACACCUGGGCGUUUGAACACGUUGAAAUGGGUUGGAAAAUGUGGCUCGGAUGUGUUGGGAGAGGAUGAGGUGGAAAUUGUCAUUUGUGCUGCGGGUUUGACUUUUCGGGUGAGUUCAAGUUGUCUUUUCACAGGUCUCUUUUUUGGGAUUGACCCAUGAUGAAUGGGUUCCUUCUUGUCUCACUUUUUAACACCCUACAAAUCAUGAAAAGUGACUAAGUGAAGGCAGGACGUCCUUGUUGCCCUCAACUGUAGAGUUCCCUCAGCCUUCCCUCGGCUGGGAAGGAUCAGGUAUCAUCAAACGAGUCGGUUCCAAAGUAACCCACCUAAAAGCCGGUGAUCGCGGAGCCGCAUUUGGAGAGAACCUUUUGCAAACCUCCAAUACAAUGAAAGCCGCAGCAUUAGUCGAGAUCCCGGAUAGCAUGUCCUUCAACCAAGCCUCUUCGUCCUUUUCCCCUUAUUUGACAGCCAUGUAUUCUACGAUAAACGUCGGUGGUCUUGAGAAAUGACAGGUAAUUUGAUUUGUAAGUUGGGUUUGUGGAUACUGACAACUUGUAGUCUGUACUCAUAUCAUACACAGCGCGUGCGGUGGCGUGGGACUCACAGCAAUUGAGAUCGCGCGCAUGCUCGAGCUUGAGAUCUAUGCUGCUGUGGGCUCUCCGGAGAAAAUCGAGUACCUGGUUUAGAAGUAUGGGAUACCUCGAAGCCGCAUCUUCAACUCACGAUAUUCCUCCUUCGAGGACGGAUUUAUGUCAGAAACGAAAGGUGAGGGCGUGGAUGUAGUGUUAAACUCCCUUUCUGGCGAGCUUCUCUAUGCAUCUUCGAGAUGUGUAGCUCAAUUUGUGAAGUUGGUGGAGCUGGGGAAGACAGAUUUUGUGGGUCAUGGAAAACUGGAUAUGGAUGUUUUCCUUGGGAAUCGCAGCUAUUGCUAGGUACGUGUAUCCUGUAGGUAAUUUGCGUGUACCGACUAAUUCAGUUUCAGGUUGAUGGAAUCUCUCGCCAAACUCCUGGGAGAGGGCAAGCUACCCAGUCUUCAGCCACUUAAGGUGUUUGAUAUGACAACCGUAGAGGAAGCGUUCAGAUACAUGCAGCCUGGGCAAAAUAUCGGUCGUAUAUGCAUUUCGCCACGGGAAUCCCCGGACUCACACAUUGAUUUGACAACUAUGGUUACGCCCAGAACUCUGCAACUAGACGGCAAUGCUUCAUAUGUUUUGGUAGGUGGUCUUGGGGUUUUAGGCCGCGCAAUUGCAACUUGGAUGGUGGAAAACGGAGCACGUAACUUGAUUUACAUCUCCCGAAAUGAUGCACUGGGUUCGGAUGAUAAAUUGUUCGAGGCCGAACUCAAUAGCAGUGGCUGCAACGUCACUUUUCUGCGCGGUAGCGUUUCAAUAAGAGAGGAUGUAGACCGAGCAAUCGCAGCAUCAAUACUGCCACUGAAGGGAAUACUACAGAUGUCAGCUGUCUUCAAGGACGAAAACCUUUCGAAAAUGACCAUAGAUUAG
Messenger RNA from Hymenoscyphus albidus, 1744 nucleotides. NCBI's taxonomy places the organism in Eukaryota, Fungi, Ascomycota, Leotiomycetes, Helotiales, Helotiaceae. The record is from the annotation of a GenBank genome assembly.